This is a messenger RNA of Aspergillus versicolor CBS 583.65, 621 nucleotides long. Its product is annotated as cytochrome c oxidase VIIc family protein. The coding region runs from base 150 to 386 and encodes 78 amino acids. Gene Ontology annotation, biological process: mitochondrial electron transport, cytochrome c to oxygen. The record is from RefSeq and is a predicted model, not a curated record. Lineage: Eukaryota; Fungi; Ascomycota; Eurotiomycetes; Eurotiales; Aspergillaceae. The transcript has 4 exons.
GAUAAAACCCGGAGAAACCUUCCAUUGUGAAACCACCAAUCACGUGAUUAAUUCGCGGCCGGCUGGUUCCAUCUCGUCCUACUCUUCCCGUAUGGCACGAUCAAGUACCUCUGCCUCGAUCAUCUCAUCGCGCCCUUGCUUCAUUCAAGAUGAACGCUGCUACCGCUCUCCGGGCCAGAAUGGCCACCUCGUUCGUUGCCCGCCGCGGCUUUUCGACCACCCGCACCCAGCUCGGCAGUCCUUACCACUACGCUGAGGGUCCUCGCUCCAACAUCCCCUUCAACCCUCUCACCAAAUACUUCUUCUUCAGAUACUGGGCUUUCAUGAUCACUGGCUUCGGCACGCCCUUCGCCAUUGCUGUCUGGCAAACCUACAAGGCCCGUUAAAUCCGCUCCCGCGCGUUACUGGGUAUCUGGCAAUGGUGGAAAAGUGUUGAGUUGGGCAACUCGUAUAUCUUGUAUAAAUCUAGAGAAUUCAUUCAGCUUUGAACCAGAAACUUUUCUGUGCUGUUUUCUAUAUUAGCAGUGGAUGUAAUUGUGUUUGGGAGUUCCCCAGAGCCGUAGUGCACAGAAACAUUAUUAGUAUAUGGAUGAAGUCAUUGGCCGAUUUUUUGUCUGCGAA